Messenger RNA from Ilex paraguariensis (yerba mate), 519 nucleotides. Lineage: Eukaryota; Viridiplantae; Streptophyta; Magnoliopsida; Aquifoliales; Aquifoliaceae. The record is from the annotation of a GenBank genome assembly.
AUGGCCGAUGCUCCUGCGAGUCCUGGUGGUGGAAGCCAUGAGAGUGGAGACCAGAGUCCCAGGUCGAAUGUUAGAGAACAGGAUAGGUAUCUCCCGAUCGCGAAUAUCAGUCGGAUCAUGAAGAAGGCGCUUCCGGCGAAUGGGAAGAUUGCCAAGGAUGCGAAGGAGACUGUUCAGGAGUGCGUGUCAGAGUUCAUCAGCUUCGUCACCAGCGAGGCAAGUGAUAAGUGCCAGAGAGAGAAGAGGAAGACGAUUAAUGGGGAUGAUCUGUUGUGGGCAAUGGCGACUUUAGGUUUUGAAGACUAUAUUGAUCCUCUCAAGGUGUACUUGACGAGAUACAGAGAGGGUGACACCAAGGGAUCCGCAAAGGGGGGAGAUGGGCCUGCCAAAAAAGAUGGGGUACAACCUAGUCCUAAUGCUCAGCUCGCCCAUCAAGGUUCAUUUUCACAAGCUCUGAACUAUGGGAAUUCUCAGUCGCAAGCUCAGCAUAUGAUGGUGCACAUGCAAGGAACAGAGUAG